AUGUCGAACCAGGCUGUGGGAAACGUCUACCAGACGAUCAUCGAAGAGGUGAUCAACAGCUCGCGAGUCGACUUCGAAGAGAGCGGUGUUGAGGAGGCCGUCCUGGAGGAGCUGCGAUUGGGAUGGCAACAGAAGCUGUCUCAGCUCGACGUGGCUCGGUUCCCGUGGGAUCCCAAGCCCGAGCCCGCCCCACCGGCUGCGUCUGCUCCGGCUCCUAAUACAGCCACGCCUGUUCAGACACAAGCUCAGUUUUCAACACCGCUGUCGUUGCCGACGGCGAGCCCUCCUGGCGGCUUGCCACAAAACGGCAUCAAGCAAGAGUCUUAUGUGAAGCCAGAACCAGGCAUCAAGCAGGAGCCCGGCGCCCAGCAGCCCGGCCUCUACCAGAAUUACAAUGGAAUGGAAAACAAGAACAGCGUUGCUGCCAAUAGAGCCGCCCAGCAACUCCAAGCUCAAUAUGGAAUGAGAGCGGCAGGUUCUAUCAAUGCCAUCCAGGACCGUAUGGGGCAGCAGCCUCAAGCACAACAACCGGGCCAGGGGGCACCCGUCCUGCCGCAGCAGCCGCAGCAGAUGCCUCAUGAACAGUCGAUGGGCAACGCUCAGGUUGACGGUGCAGGCGACGGCAUGAUGGAAGAUUCCGAUGACGACGAAGAGACCUUUGAAGGCGUUCUCCUGAGAAAUGGAGUCAAUGGCAACCCAGAGGAACUCGGAAGAGUCGACAUUGAUCGUAUCCUCCACGACCAAAUCGCCGCCAAGGCCAAGAGCAUGGAGGGAGGCGGUUUGAUGCUAUCUCUGAAAGAAGCCACCAAAAAUCAAUCCAAGUCGACCGCCAGCAAGAAGUCGAGGGGCAAAGGAAAGGCUCCCGCUGGCGUGGCCGCUUAUGACGGCGGAGACGAUGACGAGGACAUUGACGAGGACGCCAUCAAUUCCGAUUUGGAUGACCCCGAUGAGGAUCGAGAUGAUGACGAGGUUGAUGACGAAGGCCUCGGCCACAUCAUGCUUUGCAUGUACGACAAGGUCCAAAGGGUCAAGAACAAGUGGAAGUGCACCCUCAAGGACGGCGUCCUUACCGUCAACGGCAAGGAGUACGUCUUCAACAAAGCAACCGGCGAAUACGAAUGGUAG
Messenger RNA from Trichoderma aggressivum f. europaeum, 1125 nucleotides. RefSeq lists its product as uncharacterized. Gene Ontology annotation, cellular component: transcription factor TFIIA complex. The transcript is spliced from 3 exons. Bases 1 to 1125 code for a protein of 374 amino acids. The record is from RefSeq and is a predicted model, not a curated record. Lineage: Eukaryota; Fungi; Ascomycota; Sordariomycetes; Hypocreales; Hypocreaceae. Gene Ontology annotation, biological process: transcription by RNA polymerase II; transcription initiation at RNA polymerase II promoter.